GCAAAAGCCACGGUGCUCGGUGAUCCAAGUCUCAGGCUGGGAAUGACCUUUCCCAAUUGCCACCCUCACCUGAUUCUUGCCAAUUAAGUGAGCGUUUCUUCGGUACCGUGGCCCCUAGCCUGCUGGAGGAGAUCGACGGAGAGGAGGACGAAGAUACUCGCCGAAUCCCUCAAGCGUCUCCCCCUCGAUCCCUCCCUCGCUAGUGUCGCGAUCUGAUUUUUGUUCUCCUCCCGCCGUUCAUCCUUCUUGGGAUCGAACCCUCUUCCUUCUUUGAACCGCCGAUCCGGAAUUUGUCCGGAUCGGGAUCCGGAAUGGCGGCCGCCUCGGCCUCGCGACGCCUCCGCCAGCUCCAAUCGCAGCCGGGGAACAAGACGUGCGUCGACUGCGCCCAGAAGAACCCGCAGUGGGCCUCCGUCUCCUACGGCGUCUUCAUGUGCCUCGAGUGCUCCGGCAAGCACCGUGGCCUCGGCGUCCACAUCAGCUUCGUCCGAUCCGUUACCAUGGACUCCUGGUCCGAGAUCCAACUCAAGAAGAUGGAGGCCGGAGGCAACGACCGCCUCAACGCCUUCCUCGCCCGCUACGGCGUCCCCAAGGAGACCGACAUCGUCGCCAAGUACAAUACCCGGGGCGCCGCCGUUUAUCGUGACCGCAUCCAGGCCUUGGCCGAGGGUCGCUCGUGGCAGGACCCACCGAUCGUCAAAGAAUCGCUCAAUUCUGGUGCCAAGCCGCCUUUGGGGCGGAGUGGUGGGAAAGGCGCCCACCAGUCGAGUAACGGAGGCUGGGAUAGUUGGGACAACGAUGACUACCAGUCCUCCUCCUAUUCCGAUAUGAGGAGGAAUCAAUCAACGGGCAACUUUAGGACCGGGAGCGGUAGCGGGAUUGGUGGGGCACCCCCGCCGCCCAGAUCUAGAUCAACAGAGGAUAUCUAUACCAGGGCGCAGCUGGAGGCGUCGGCUGCAAACAAGGAGAGCUUUUUCUCCAGGAAGAUGGCUGAAAAUGAUUCUCGCCCUGAAGGGAUCCCACCAUCGCAGGGGGGGAAGUACGUGGGAUUUGGUUCCACGCCACCGCCGCCUCCUCAGAGUAAUAAUUCACAAGGUGAUAUGCUCCGAGACACAGUUUCGAUUGUCUCUCAGGGUCUUGGCCGGCUAUCCUUAGUUGCAAGCUCUGCUGCUAGUGUUGUCCAAGCAGGCACAAAGGAGUUGACUUCCAAGAUGAAGGAGUCAGGAUACGAUCAGAAGGUCAAUGAAACUGUGAGUGUGGUAGCCACAAAAUCCACUGAAAUUGGGCAGAGGACAUGGGGAAUCAUGAAAGGUGUCAUGGCAAUGGCAUCGCAAAAAGUUGAGGAAUACAGUAACGAAGGGAUCAGCUGGAAGGUGGAUGAUUGGUCACAGAAGGAAAGUGUAAAAAAUGGAUACUAUCAAGAGUUUGGUCAGGACAACAAGAGUUGGAAUUCACCUCAAGAGAAUCCAAACAAGCAUUACAAUUCUGUGAGCUCUUCCUGGGAUAACUGGGACGAGAAAGAAAGGAGAGAAGAACCUAGGAAAGGAACACAAAGUAGUGAAAGCUGGGCAGGUUGGGAUGACAUGAAAGAAGACGAUGGCUAUGCUAAUUACCACUAUAGCUCAUCAAACAAUGCUGCCAAUCAAAAUGGAAAAUCUGGUUCAUCGUGGACGGAUGGUGGAUUUCUGUGAGGUCGAUCUGUUCUCUUAAUCCCUUUUCCUUUAUUAUGUUCUAAAUACAGUAGAGGUGUGUUUAUUAAAGUUUAUAUUGUUAAAACUGUUGGGGAGGUUAGUUCUGGAUUUUCAAUUUCUCUAUAAGCUGUAUCUGCAAUCUUUACCAUUCUGCUAUUACCAACUUUGCAACCUAAAGAUAUGCUUGUGUAGAAAUAAAUGACCACUCCCUGAAGUUCCAA
Musa acuminata AAA Group (dessert banana) is the source of this 1912-nucleotide messenger RNA. Its product is annotated as ADP-ribosylation factor GTPase-activating protein AGD7. The record is from RefSeq and is a predicted model, not a curated record. The coding region runs from base 312 to 1691 and encodes 459 amino acids. Gene Ontology annotation, molecular function: GTPase activator activity. The transcript is spliced from 3 exons. Lineage: Eukaryota; Viridiplantae; Streptophyta; Magnoliopsida; Zingiberales; Musaceae. Gene Ontology annotation, biological process: vesicle-mediated transport.